CAUUGGAGGAGGGCCCCAUUUAUGACUGUAAUAAGUAUGUAAUACACAUCCUCGGACACACAUCAUACAGGCGGAAGAAAGGGGAUAGACUAUUGUUCCUUUAACUUUUACACGAGCUGGGCUGCAGUGCUAGUGUGUAGCUGAACAAUAUAAAGAGUCAAAGAUGGCUACAGCUCUGGCCAACAGAGCAAUGGGAGCUAUCGUGGGAUCAGCUGUUGCAGAUGCAGCAGCACAGCCCCUCCACUGGGUGUAUGACCUGCAGAAGCUACAGGGGAUCCUGGCUCAGGAGCCAAACACUGAGUUUCGCUCUGAGUCGGCCAACCCAUUCUACAGGAGACAGACAGGCCAGCAGAGCUGUUAUGGAGACCAGGCCUUUGUCCUGCUGGAGUCCUUGUCUGAGUGUGGAGGCCUGAAUGUUGAUGAUCUGAAGCAGCGCACCCUGAAAUUCUUUGGGCCUGGAUCAGAGUACGACACUCCCAUCAAUGAUCCUUACAGAGAGAAAGGAGGGCCCAGACCUCAGCUACCCAUUGAGGGACCAUGGAGACAAGCAAGUUUGAAGGGGUUUUUGAAGAAUGUAGAUGCAGGCAAAGAAGAGACAGGCUGUGAGAAUGACUGCCAGAUUGAUGGCGUGGCAAAGCUUGCGCCCAUAGUGGCAUUUUAUGCAGGGAAGCCUGACAUGCUGGAGAAAGUGGAACUGGCAAUCCGAGUCACCCAGAACAACGACGAAUGUGUGGCAGAGACUCUGGCAGCUGCAAGGAUCUUGGAGCAUUUCAUCCUUAAUGGUCCUGAUCCAAAAGCUCUGGACUCUGUGCUCAAUCAGCUCAGUGAUCUGAACAGAAAGAACCCGCAGGAUCUUGACAAAGCAGUCACUGCUCACCUUUAUCAGGUGAAGGAAAAUCUGUCAAAGACCCCUCAGGAGCUGAUCCCAGCUGUGUUUCCAAACACAUGAGGUUUGCCAGGUGCAUUCCAGGCAGCGCUGCAUGGUGUCCUGACAGCUACGUGCUAUGAGCAGGCAGUCAGAGACACCAUGAGCUGCGGGGGAUGCACCUGUAGCAGAGGGUCCUUCAUUGGGGCCUGUCUUGGAGCUCAGGUGGGUCUGGACGGAAUUCCAGCUUCUUGGACGUCAAAAACCCUGCGUUACAACACAGUGUUAGAGCAUGCCAAGAAGAUCACCAAAGACCACUAAUAGUUUGUUGUUUUUCAAUAUGUGAACAAAAGAAAAACUGUUGAGCUUUUGCAGAACAGUGAAUGAAAGCUCUUGUCUAAACUGUUAGAUGGCAGGAGCUAGAUGUUUUUGUCUCUGUUUAAGUUUGACAUUUUUCCUGAAUAAAGUGAUUCUUAAAUAAAAGAAACU
Molecule: messenger RNA, 1354 nt
Organism: Cheilinus undulatus (humphead wrasse)
Lineage: Eukaryota; Metazoa; Chordata; Actinopteri; Labriformes; Labridae
Product: crystallin J1A-like
Exons: 10
Source: RefSeq, a predicted model, not a curated record